Molecule: messenger RNA, 6895 nt
Organism: Scophthalmus maximus (turbot)
Lineage: Eukaryota; Metazoa; Chordata; Actinopteri; Pleuronectiformes; Scophthalmidae
Gene: cep170ab
Product: centrosomal protein 170Ab
Exons: 20
Coding region: 946-5055 (1369 amino acids)
Cellular component (GO): centriole
Molecular function (GO): protein binding
Source: RefSeq, a predicted model, not a curated record
GCCUGGGGCAGACAAAGGACAGGUGAGUGUGAAUACACAUUUUAACAAAGUCAGCUAACUAAUGCACUAGCAAUCUUAUCUAAUGAUAUUUUACACAUAUACACAUUUGAGCUACUAACACACAAUUGUGAUCAUACAAUUUGCACAAACACUGUUUUCAAAAGUCUAACCGGCUUCUCUCUUUCCAGGUGGAGCUGAUCGGCCACAAGAGCACCUGCCAGAAGUUAACAGUGACAAACAUAAUAAAUAUGGAAUGUAACCUCAAUAAAUUACCCAAACCUAAUUUAUAUCAAAUGUGCAAAUGCAGUGUGCAAAAUGUUCUGCGCGAGUCUCGCCAAUAAAAGUGCAAGGACUGCGAACAAAGUGCAAAUUGUCUUUCUUAAUGUGCAAAGUUAAGCUAUUUGUUAAAGGGGAAAUUAAUACAAACCCAAAUUUGCAAAAUGUGCAGUGAAGCCCUCGGUUACCAGUAAGGAAGUGGCCCCUUCGUUAGGAGGGAGGGGGGUCGUCAGGUUAAACACCAGUGUGACGUGUCAUCAUCUCGUCGUUAUGUAUAGUAUGUGAGCCCUUUUCCCUCGUACUACUCGUAUAGGGUCAUUGUCAUCUAAUACGGGCCCCUCUCUCACUCGUCCAUUGUUUCGCUGCCGCUAACGCUGUUACGUAACAUCGCGUGCGCGUCCCCUCAUGAGCGGACAGCGCCGCCGUGUGGCCAAGACGCAGCAGUGCCGCGGGAGCAGGGCUGGGCGGCAGCAGCAGCAGCAGCAGCAGGAGCACCGGCACCGGCCACAUCCUCAGACAUAUCGGAUGCUGAUCGACCGUGGUCCAGGCCUCGGAUUUGGUGACCAGGCGACUCUGCCGAGUAAUUCAAUUUGGGAGGUUAGCAGGGAUGUCUGGAAUUCUGUGAGCUCAGGAUGCUUUAAGGGUCAAAGGUGAGAUCUUGAGGCAGAGAUGAGUCUGACUUCCUGGUUCCUGGUGAGCGGCGGGGGGACGCGUCAUCGUCUCCCCAGGGAGAUGAUCUUUGUGGGGAGGGACGACUGCGAGCUCAUGCUGCAGUCCCGCAGUGUGGACAAACAACACGCUGUCAUCAACUACGAGCCCAACACAGACGAGCACAAAGUGAAGGACCUGGGCAGCUUGAACGGGACAUUCGUCAAUGACGUCAGAAUACUGGAGCAAAUCUACGUCACGCUGAAACUCGAUGACAAACUGAGGUUUGGAUACGAUACCAACCUGUUCACCGUGGUUCGAGGGGAGCUGCAUAUUCCCGAGGAGGCCCUCAAGCAUGAGAAAUACAGCAGCCAGCUUCAGCUGAACAAGAUGAAGCCUCCAGGAGGGGAAACGUCUAAAUCAGAGGUGAAACCCUCAGAGGCAGCAGCAGCAGUGUGCGAAGCGACCACCGCUAAGCCCACAGAGGCCAGCAAGGCAGAGGACAAGACAGCAGGCGAUGUUGCAGUUUUGCACAGGGGCACCCCCCUUUAUGGCCAGCCCGCCUGGUGGGGAGAUGGAGACAACGAUGGACCAGGAAGGCCGGAGGAAAAGAGCUCAGACCACACCAAGAAAAGUGCAGAGUUCCCACAGUCUGCCCCUCAAAUAGCCUCCAGUCAGGAGCCAAGCUACUUUGAGAUCCCGACCAAGAGUGCUCCCCCGGCAGGUAAACUGAGUGAUGAGGCCCCCUCACGAGAGCAAGACGCCGGCUCCUCUGCCGCUGCAGAGCCCGUUCAUGGCCACGCUUCCUUCACGAUCGAGUUUGACCCGGGGGCGUCGGGCAAGGUCACUGUCAAAGAUCGAGGGGCAAAGGUAGGACCGGAGACCAGGCCACGUCCUAAGCGGCCGGUCGGGGAGGAGCUGAGUCCACUGCAGACGGCCAUGGUGGCAGCGGAGGUCAAGGUCGCCGAUUGGCUGGCCCAGAACGAGCUGCCGCUGGCGCUCAAAGAGGCGGUUGCAGAGGAAGACGGGGAAAGUGUGAAGAGCGACGUUCCUGUACAUCUGAGGAGUCUUAAAGGCAGUAAACACGAGGACGGCACCCAGAGUGAUUCGGAGAAUGCGCUUGGAGAGCAGCGCAGGGCUGCGGCCCUUGACGAACGCUCCUGGGUCCUCUGGGGCGGCGCAGGGAUGAAGAUCAGAGAGGGUCGCGCUAACGUCCCAGAGGGGCUCUUUGCGGAGGAAGACAGUCCGGCGCGCCGGCGCAAGUCUUCGACUUCCAAAGUGACGGGCGGUUUCGUGGAGAGGCGACGCGGCUCGGCUCCACAGGAACAGAGCGGACGCAAUGAGUGCCAGCACCAUGGCGAUGAUUAUAGCGACAGAGGGACCUAUACCAUUGAGCUGGAGAACGGAGAUCAUGAAGAGGAGGAGGCCAGGAAAAUGAUCGAUAAGGUGUUUGGUGUGGAUGAGCAGGAGGCUGUGUGUGUGUCGAGGUUGGGGGGUGCUGACCAAAGAGAGAGGCUCACCUCCCAGAGGUCUGGAACAGGACACAGAGGAAAGCCUGGACGCAUGGAGCCCGAGGCCCUAUCUGAGGAAUUGGUGGUGGGUGGUCCUCGCUGGGUCUCGCAGUGGGCUACUCUGGCUGCCAGUCACAUCAGGACAGACCCCGAGGGGUCGGGAGGGGAGAGUCACAUCAUGGUUACGGAGGACAGAGCUGAAAUAAGUGAGUCCAGCCACUCAGCCUCCUUUGCCUCGUCAGGCUACACCGAGCGUAAGAGGAGAACCCUCCCCCAGCUGCCUGGUGAGGAGCUCGCCCUGGGAAGAAGGACUCCGGGCUCAGGCCUGCGUACAGAAAUGGGCGAGAAACAGGACACAGAGCUACAGGAGAAGGAGAACCAGCAGGAGAAGAUGGCCAGGGGGAAGCAUCGGCCUGGUCAUGGCACAGGAGGUGUGGGCAGUCGCGGCGGGAGCCCAGGUCGCUCCUCACCAGCCAAGUCCCAGGACAGUGGUGGCGGGAGAUCGGCUCAGUCAGGUGUGUUGGCUAAGCUUCCCCCUCGCCCUUUGACCAGCGGAGAGAAGAGAAUGGAGGAGGCACGGAGGAGGAAAAAGGAAGAGGAGAGGGCUCGGGAGAGUGGUGGGAAACCACUGUUGAGGCAGGAGAGUUUUACUGUUGAGAAACCAAGCUCCAAUGUGCCCAUUGAGCUCAGACCACGUAUUGAUGCGCUGACAGGCAGCAGACCUCAGAGUAGGGAGACUGGCGUUGACAGCGUCGCACUGCAGAAGGACUCGGAGGCCGUGGCAGCCUUUUUAGAGACGACUGUUUCAGACCAAGGCGAUCCACCGAGCCAGUCCAUCGAAGGCUCCAUGUCCCCCGAGUCAGACGUGGACACAACGAGCACAGUGAGCCAGGCCGAGGGAGCGAGGAAAGUUGUCCAGAGACGCAGGACCCUUGCGGGACAGCAGAAGGAGAAAACAGUCGUGUGCUCAUCUAGUAAGUGGCCUACAGGGGGCAGAGAGAGCCAGGACAGGAGGGUCAAGACCAGAACAUCUGGUCCUCCACCACCCAGCCGCCCCUGGACUUCCCUGGACCUCACUGAUGAUGAUAUAAACUCCAACUCCCUCCUUUCAGACUCACAGCCGACCUCAACGCAGGACUCGAGAAGCUCACAUACCAGGGCCCAAACGGGGAGCACAACAGUGGGGGCAAGCACCAAGUCUAGUCGGGCUAAAACCACACAGGCCCCCGCCUGCUCCGUGACGAGCAAAACCAGCGUUGCGCCCAAGCCCAGGCCCACCAGGGCGUCCCUGCUGAGACGCGCCCGGCUGGGGGAUUCAUCGGACACCGAACCUGCGGAUCUCGACCGGAUGUCGGUAGCCUCUGAGGCCUCCACCGCUAGUUCCACGUCCAGGACAGGGAUGGCAAGAAGGGGCAUGUCCAGGAUAGAAGCAUUGGCACAGCCGAGGAGGCCGAGGGUGGGCUCCCCGUCAGCCCAGAGUGACUCCGAAGCCACUGUGACGAGGAGUAGAGGUCUGGGGGCCAGGAGCGUGGCGGGAGAUUAUGCUAUGAGACAAGGACCGAGGGGGCCCAAUGCGACCUUGGUGUCUGGACCAAGAGCCAGGGCUAACAGCGCCUCCAAGCUGCCUGACAAGAGUAAAGGUUGCUCUGUCACACCUGCAUCUGGCACUCGAUGGCGACGUGUGCCCGUGGAGUACGCCUCCACCUCGGAGGACGAGUACGGCUCAAACCGCCACAUGUCCAAGCAGGGCCAGACGAAGCCAUUUCCGUCCACUCGAGUAGCCCAGCUCGGAGGUUCGGCUCCGGCGACUCCGAAUCCCACAGGUCUGACAGCCCUGAAGCAGCACUCCAGAGAGCAGGACGAGUACAUGAGAGACUGGACGGCGCACAGCGAGGAGAUAGCCAGGAUUAGCCAAGACCUUGCCAAAGACCUCGCCAUGCUCGCCAGAGAAAUUCACGAUGUGGCAGGAGAGAUCGACUCAGUCAGUCCUGCAGCCACUGACCCUGGAGCUUUGUUGGAGGAGAGUGUUUUUGUUGACAACGUGGACGUAGGUGGCGCCGCCACAGAGCAGAGCGGCAUUCUGGCAACCAACGGGCGGUCUGUGGAGCUCCGGUCCCGAAGUUCCCGUGGACAGGGCUCCCGCUCCAUCCGCAGACAGACGUGGAACAGAGACGACGCGGUGCUAGACAGUUUACUCAUCGCGUCUGUGACACAACUGUCGGCCAGGAUACGUCAGUCUGUUGACAAAACGUCCUGCAAGAUCAGGAUCCUCUUCAAGGAUAGAGAACGGAAAUGGGAAGAGAUUGAGAACAAACUCCAGGCAGAGCACGACUCCUUAGUACUCAAGAGCUCCAACAAGGAGAUUUCAACCAUUAUUCAAGACCUGAAGAGAGUGGAACGACAACUGCUAGUUAUCGACAUGAUGGUGGACCCGGACGGCAUCCUGGACGCCCUGCCCAACUUGGGCCUCACCAGUCCGCUGGCUGACCAGAGGACCGGCCCUGGGACUCAGCAGCAGGCAUUGGUGUUGCACCCCGGAGCUGAAGCCUCCUCCUGCACACUCUCGGCCCCCAGGCCUGAAGGACUGACCUCUGAACCCCGGUCCUCAACAGAGCUCUAGAUCCUACAACUGAGAAACUAUGGAAAUAAGUGAGAAAAUGCAUCAUUUAUUUAAACUUUUUCCCCCUUGGAGCAGACUGGUGUGAGGUUAUUUUUCAAGUACUGGGUUUCAGUCAAGGCUGACCGUCCUAUCCGUCAGUCAGACUGUAUCAUGUUGGGGCGGUGACAGUCCUACACUCUAUAGCAGCUCUUAGGAUGUUAGAUAUACAAUAUGAAAACUUGACAGUGUUAAAUGGUGGUCUUAUGAAGGAGCUGUGAUACAACAUAAAUCAACCCAUGUCUGUUUUUGUGGUGUUGCUCAUCCUUAUUAUCCUUAAAUUAAUUUGAAAAAGAACAGAUGUAAAGUUAUGGGUAAACUGUCCAAAUUCUUGCUAAGAUUCUUUUGCAGCGUAUUGGUUAUAAAAUCAAAGCAUCUCUGACUUUUGCCAAAGGUAAAACUCAGUCUCGCCAUUUUAUUACAAGCCGUGAAAUCUUUGCGUGUGGAUCAUAUGAAAGUCAACGCGUGUCAGUCUGCAGUCUUAACGCCAACGCAGAAACCCAAAAUAGAAAGAUGCGAUGGAUUUCAAAAAAGUAUUCAGCAGAGGUGUGUGUGUCAAAAGUGUUCUUUUAUGCCAUAGAAUCAUUUAUUUAAAAUAAUAUAUUGUUGGCCUGUUGCAAUUGCAAUCCCCAAGCUGAUCCCAGUAAUGACUUUCCAUCAGAAAAAGGCCAUAGAGCUUAUUUGCUGGGAAAAGAACUGGGUAUGUACAGUAUGUACCUGUGUAAAUGUUUAUUAUAGUUGAAUUAAUAACUCCCAUCCAUGCCUUCUUUUAUUUGGUGAUGUCAUUUGAAAGCAGUGUAUCAAAGAUAUACCCCCUGUGUUAACAGAUGCUAUGAAAUCAAAUGUAGCUCCCAGAAAAGAUCCCCCCCCCCCCAAUGUAUUUUGUCACAAGUGCCCUGGAACAAACAAUCAUAGUUGAAGAGAUGCUAUCUUGUACAGGAGAUGGACAGAGAGAGGGAGAGCAAGAUGGGAAACUUGGUUCUUUGCACAUUACAAAGCCGAUGUUAUGUUAAUACUCAUCUCUGAGGGACCCGGACAUGACAUGCUCCUAUGACGUUCCGUUUAUCAUGUCGAUGUCCCUGACCAAAAACAAAGCAGGGUUUAACGCCGGCUGUCUGUCGAUGAACGGUUGUCAAGUAGCGUUUGAACCAGCAUAGACGGGGGCUACCGCCAAGUCCUGCAGGUGCAUUUUAUCUUUACCGAUGCAGUGGAAGGGAGGGCGGUGUGACGACUGCAGGUUUUCCAAUGUCUUGCCUCAUACCAAUGUUUACACAUGAAUGUAACCUGAUCAGAACUGUUGAAAACAUUUUAGCCAAAACAACUUUAGUAAAAUAUUAUUAAUUGCAUUUUGUGCUCAGCACCUAUUGUACUUUUAUCUUUCAUUUUUAAUGAUUUAUGCACAUUUGGAUAAUUUUUGUUUGGAUGUUUUGUACGAAGUUCUUUUUUUUUCUUCCUUUUUUCUUUGUAAUGAUGUUAGGUUAUAUGAUGACCUUGCAAUACCCAUGUCUCAUUUCCAAUAAAAUGCAUGAUAACCUCGAACCAUUUGUUCCCUUUUUUUCUUUUUUACCAGUUCACCAUUUUUGUUUCAAAAAUGGUGCUGAAACUAUUCUCCAUUUUACACCCAUUUCAGAGGGACAUUUACCUGACAGUUGAAGUCACUACAAACAUCCCACAAGCAAAACAUGUCACUUUAUCAAAUAUGAAGCAGCAUCACAAAGCUCUGUGGACUGUUUCUGUUUACAUUGAAUUACUGAAAUGCAUUGUCCUUGUUGUCUACUAAAUAAAAUGUUUCCCUUCCUCAUCA